This is a messenger RNA of Gasterosteus aculeatus aculeatus (three-spined stickleback), 5954 nucleotides long. It is a transcript of the gene stard13a, whose product is annotated as StAR related lipid transfer domain containing 13a. Gene Ontology annotation, biological process: actin cytoskeleton organization; regulation of Rho protein signal transduction; signal transduction. Lineage: Eukaryota; Metazoa; Chordata; Actinopteri; Perciformes; Gasterosteidae. The record is from RefSeq and is a predicted model, not a curated record. Gene Ontology annotation, molecular function: lipid binding; protein binding; GTPase activator activity.
GCUUUGCGUUGCCUCGGAUAUCCUUCCGACUGCUCUGCUGGAUGUGCUCUUUGAUGACACAACUUGCGUACAACGACAUCUGCUCAGGUAUCAAAGGACGACCCUGGGCCAUUCAAUAUGUGUAAAUAUCCUCCAUUCGCUCAUUAUUUUAGCAGCUGUACGUGAUCGGACAGUUCACCCGGCUCUGCUUGAGUGAGCCUCCAUUGUGAUCGCCGCAAAGGGCUCGGCAGAUGAGGACCGGCCCCGCCGCGAUGCGUGACAGUCCAGACGCCGAGGUGCCUGUUCCCAAACAGUCCACCAGGCACAAUCACCCGGUGGGCGCCACUUUGGAAGUUCAAGUUCCCCUCUUGACUCGAAGCUCCAGCAUGUCUGAACCCGUUCCCCUGCGACGUUGUGCUCCGGGUCCAGUUGCCACUCACGCUCAAAGGUGGAAGCAGCUGAAGGAGGACGUCAGCUAUCCCUGUGAUAACACUGAGCCUGCCUCAAAGCACAACGGACCCACUGAACGCAGACAGAGUUCAGACGUGCCUCCUGGAACAGGUCACGACAUAGAGAAAUGCUGCUGCAACCAUCUCCCGGCGUCUGGGAUCCCGCCGCAGGGCCGCUUGGAUCUGCCAAGAGUGGUGAAGCACAAGCCGAGUGCCGUUGUGUUCUGUGGUUGUGAGUGUAGCCCUGACAACCAGGUGACGUCUGACGGCGGGGAUUCCUCCCCAUCCGCCGCCGAGGACGACUUUCCCCAGGCGUCACAAUACAAGGAGUUCCUGGUCAGUCGUCACAGGAGAAACUUGAACAGGAACAGGAAGUGCUCGAGGAAGAGACAGGAUGCACAGCCUAAUGGUGCAGCGGCUGGCAGAAAGACCACCGACGGGGGGAAAGCCGCGUUCACAGGUGGCCUGGAGGAAGAGGAGCCGCCGCGGAACGACGGGAAACAGGCGGCUGAGGGCGACUCCAUGACCCUGCUGAUGGAAAAGUUAGAUCACCUCCAUGAGGAGAUCCAGGACGUCCAAAGCGCUGAUUCCAAUGCUGAAGAGGAGCAGCAGAACAACGCGGGGGCUUCGGUUGCGGGCGGGCCGGCGACUCCUGCGUCAUCUCAGGACGAAGGAACCCCCGGAGCUGCGGAGAAGUUUGAGCCGCUGACCAGGCGGCGCUCCCGACCUUUGACCCGCAGCAGGCCGCUGACCCGCUCGUCCCUCUCGUCCCCAACGCAUCUGCAGGCUCGACGGGUCAGGGCUGCUUCCAGGAUGACCAGUGGAUCUGCAGAGAUUGAGGCAAAGGAGGCUUGUGAUUGGCUUCGAGCGGCAGGAUUUCCACAGUAUGCACAGCUCUAUGAAGAUUCCCAGUUUCCAGUUGACAUUUCCUCUGUGAAAAGGGACCAUGACUUUUUGGACCGGGAUCUGGUUGAGCCUCUAUGCCGACGUCUAAGUACUCUGAACAAGUGUGCGUCCAUGAAACUGGAUGUCAGCCACUCCAAGAAGAAAGUAAGACAACCUCUUUUAACUGGCGAUGACUCUGAUGAAGAUGACCCACUGGCUAUCAGUAAAAGGUGGACAUUCGAGAGGAGCAGCCGACGUUGGUCGCGCCUGCAAGACUUUCUGUUGGACAACGACCCUGAAAGCAGUCCGACGGGUGCAGGGGAGGGUCUGAUGCACAGCACAGUGAGCAUCGAGAGCGUGCUGACGGACCUGAGCGAGACGGAGAACACCGAUGUCUCCUCAUUGCACAGCGAGGACUCCGCCUCUGCCAUGCCUGACUCUAUAUCUAUGGCGUCUCUCUCUGCCUCCUACCAUCACCCCAGGGACCUUUCACACUACAACUCCCUGCCCAUCAAGGGCAGCCGCCAUGGGCCAGGUGGGCGGAGUAAAGCCAAGGAGUUUUUGCGUCGCAUGGAGAUGAUGCGCACUUGGGGGCCGUCGACGAAGCGGAAAGGCUCGAACCGCAGGGCGCCGCUGGUCAUCAGUGGGCCCGUGCUGCAGGGGGAGGAGCCUCUUGCACUGCAGGUGCUCCAGUGUACUCCCAUCAGCCAACUGGAACACAACCACCAGACGGAUGGCGACACCUCCCCUGUCUCGCUUAACGACGUCUGUAAAGACCAGCCCGCGCAGGGUGUUGGCCCCUGCAGCGAGACGGCGCCGCACAAAGUGAACGAUCCUGUGCGUGCGAAACCCCGCGCAGCCGGCAAGAGAAGCAGCAUGUAUCUGGAGGACAUUCAGCUGCUUUCACAAAGCAAGAGGACUGAAGGACAAAAGCAGUUUGGCAGAAACCAGUUCCACUCAUAUGAAAACCUCCUUGUUCACAUCCCCAAAGACCAUAUACCGGGCACCUUUCCAAAAGCUUUGUCCAUAGAGAGUCUGGCACCUUCCCCGGGUCACGGCAACAACGGCAUUCUGACACGGGCCCAGACCUCUUCACCCGACAAUGGCCCGGGUGAGCCCUGGUCUGGCGGUCCUCUGUCCAAGCCUCCCUGUCCCGGAGCUCCACGUGGCAGCAGGGUGAGCGUUUAUGACAACGUCCCGGGCUCCUACCUUUACGCCAGCACGGGAGACCUGCUGGACUUGGAGAAAGAGGACAAUCUGUUCCCUCAUCUAGAUGACAUCAUCCAACAUGUCAGCGGUUUGCAACAAAUAGUGGACCACUGGAGCCGCAGUGUGCUGCCCGAGGAUGAGACAGGGGAGGGGGAGGAAGAAGGCGAGGGCAGGACCACUCCCAGUGAAGGCGAGAGAGACGGGAUGUCCUUGAUCGACACCGAUUCGAUGGGAACCGGCCGGGAGAGGCGGGACUCUGGAGUCGGGGCCUCGCUGACAAGACCCCGCCUGCGAUGGCCCAGUUUCAGAACCUCUGAUCAUCUCAACCAGCCGUCAUCUUCACUGCAGAUCAGAAGCCAAUCAGCAGGACAACUCAGCCUGCUGCAGAAAUUCUCUUUGCUCCGGCUCACCGCCAUCAUGGAGAAAUACUCAAUGUCUAAUAAACAUGGUUGGACAUGGUCUGUGCCCAAGUUUAUGAAGCGCAUGAAGGUGCCAGACUACAAAGAGAAGAGUGUGUUUGGUGUUCCCCUCAUCAUCCACGUCCAGCGCUGUGGUUUUCCACUCCCUCUAUGUUUACAGCAGGCCCUCAGCCACCUCAGAACACACUGUCUGGACCAGGUGGGAUUGUUCCGAAAAUCUGGCGUGAAGUCACGCAUUCAGGCUCUGAGGCAGCAGUGUGAGUUGUCCCCUGACUCCGUGAGCUACGAGGACCAGUCAGCUUACGACGUGGCCGACAUGGUCAAACAGUUCUUCAGAGACUUGCCGGAGCCUCUGCUAACGAGCAAGCUGGGGGAAACCUUCCUGCACAUUUACCAGUACGUCCCAAAGGAGCAGAGGUUGCAGGCCGUCAGAGCGGCGAUCUUGCUGAUGCCAGAUGAAAACAGGGAGGUUCUGCAGGCGUUGCUCUACUUCCUGCGUGAUGUGACCUCCUUGGUGGAGGAGAACCAGAUGACGCCAAUGAACCUGGCCGUUUGUCUGGGACCUUCGCUCUUCCACCUCAGCAUACUGAAGAACGAGAGCCUCUCCCCAAGGUCAAUCCAGAGGAAGUACACAACGGGCCGUCCCGAUCAGAAGGAUUUGAGCGAGAACCUGGCAGCCACCCAGGGUCUGGCUCACAUGAUCACCGAGUGCCAGUGUCUCUUCCAGAUACCUGAGGAGAUGGUGACCCAGUCUCGCAACUCCUAUAUGGAGGCCGAGCUGACGGUGCCCCCGCUGGACGAGCUGUGCAAGGCUCACGAUGAGGAAGUGGACGGGGACGAGGAAGAGGAGGAUGAGGACGGAUCCUACCAUGCGCACCUAGAAAGGCUGCUCCAGAACCUGCUUGAAGAGGCCAAAGACAAGAGCAAAGGCUGGGUGUCUCGCUCGCCCACGGACCACACGGAACUGGCAUUCAAAAAGGUGGGAGAUGGGAACCCUCUGAGGCGGUGGCGAGUGUGUGUCGAGGUGUCGGCGACGCCACACGAGGUGCUGCAGCGGCUGCUGAGAGAGCGCCCCCUUUGGCGUACUGAUCUACAGCAGGAGAAGGUUCUGGAGACGCCGGAUAAGCAGACCGACGUGUACCAGUGCUCCUACUACAACAUGGCACCUCAACCCAGCAGUGACUAUGUCGUACUAAGAUCGUGGCGUACAGACCUGUGCAAAGGCUCCUGUGCGCUGGUGUGUGUGUCCGUGGAGCACGAUGACGGCCCACGCAUGGGGGCAGUGAGGGGGGUGGUGCUGGAGUCACAGUACCUCCUGGAGCCCUGUGGGACUGGGGGCACCAGACUCACGCACAUCUCCAGAGUGGACCUCAGGGGAAGAUCUCCAGAAUGGUACAACAAAGUGUUUGGUUACCUGUGUGUAAAUGAAGCUCAGAGGAUCCGGUCCUCUUUUCACCCGCCAGAUCUGACGAGCACCGAGGCCAAGAUCUGAACCCCAGAAAUCCACGUCUGUCUUUGGUCACACUGCAAGAGCAGCUGACUCUGAGAACUCAGGAGGGAAAUGAUCCAGGCGGUGGACAUUUCCUACUGCUGAGCAGCACUCAGCUCUACUGUACCACACUGUCCUGAGUUACCAUCACAGAAAUGCACAUUUUGGCACGCAUUCCUUUCAUUUCGCGUAACAACAAAUUGCUAGUUUGGUAUCCCAUAAAUAUAAAACAGCUAAUUUGAGUCUUUUUUUUCUGGAUCAUUCUUCGAAAUCCUCGACUGCUAAUCUAACUCCAACAAAUUACACGUGGGAUGCUAGUGGAUUAUAAAUGACUAAUUUGACUGGAACCAUUUUUCUUCUAAGAUGUUUUUUUGAAUAAAAAAACAGAACACAGAUCUGUUUUUAUCACAGUCAAUAAAAAAUGACAUUAAAUAAACAAUACAGAAAAAUGGCAUCAACCAACCAGAACCAAGAAUUGCAAUCCAGUGUGAGAACAAGAACAUCCGUUGCUGAAAUUAUUCUUACUAAUGAAUAUUAAUAAUAAACACAUCUUGCAUGUUACAAUUAAAUAUUAGUAUUUUGGUAACCAUAAACCAAUGCUUGAACAAAUCACUUGAGUGAAAAAAGCCUGUAAUGACCAGGACAAGUUCAGUAUGGCUUUAUGUCAGCGUUACAUUACAGUUCAGGAAAAAUAAUCCCGUGAGGGAUCUGGAUCACAGAAAGGGGAAACGUUCAUCAGGUCCAUAAAUGUACUGUUUUGGAAACAUUGUGUGGGAUAUCACUGUUGAUUUACUUCUGUCACUAUUCCCAGUGUUAAUCUCAUCUAAAUGUUAUUUUAAAGUUAUUAUUGUCAUUAUAUACGUGUAUACUCUAUCACCUUUUUUAGCUGUCAUAUUAUACAAUGUCUAAGACAUGUGACCAUUUCACUGCUUCUGGGAAGCAUGUUUGAAAUUGUGUGUGUGACUGUGUGUGUGUGGGUGGGGGGGAGAGCAUGGACGUGCCUGUGUAUCUGCACUUUAGAUAUACGUAUAGCCUUUAUUGUAAAUAUAUACAGUAUAUGACGCUUUCUGUGCCAGCGGAUCAAAAAUUCAUAGCUUUUCAGGGUCUUCCUAUCAUAUUGAUAUGCUGAAAUGUGAACUUUCCAUACACCAUCCUACUCAAGCAAUAGCAGACUAAAACCUGCUCUGCCAUGGCGCUGCCGUGGCUUAUUUUUGUUUUGUUUCGGCUGUAGGCGUUGCUAUGGUGUUGCUAAGAUACAAUAUCUCUACAGUGCCACCAAUACCCUGCGUGGAGGCUGUUUGCUGGUGUGCCAUGUGUGUGUGUGUGCGUGUGUUUGUGUGUAAUAUGUGUACGAGAGAGACAGAAAUAGUGAGCGAGUGACUUUGACGUGAGCCGUCAGCUGUGUGGGAAGAGGCUCCAAACCCAUCUGCGUAGCUGAGACCAAGGUGGUUAUUUCUGACCAAGUGACAGAAAACUGAACCAUUGUUACUCAACAACGGAAUAAAAAAUCCAAGAAUUCAACAA